This is a messenger RNA of Microplitis demolitor, 762 nucleotides long. RefSeq names its product 33 kDa inner dynein arm light chain, axonemal (gene Dnali1). Bases 1 to 762 code for a protein of 253 amino acids. The transcript is spliced from 4 exons. The record is from RefSeq and is a predicted model, not a curated record. Gene Ontology annotation, molecular function: dynein heavy chain binding. NCBI's taxonomy places the organism in Eukaryota, Metazoa, Arthropoda, Insecta, Hymenoptera, Braconidae. Gene Ontology annotation, cellular component: axoneme; filopodium.
AUGGCUAUGGUUACUCAAGAACGCAUAAUCCCAUCAACAAAUACACUUGUCAAGUACGACAAUCCUGUAUUAGUUGUAAAGCAUCCAGAAAAACCGGCUAAAGAAAAAUCAGGAACGAAAAAAAAACCAGCAUGUAAAGCCCAGGUUUCACCUGUGACUGUUGAUGUACGACGUGAAACUGCUGAAAUUCUUAACGGAAUUUUACCGCCAAAAGAAUGGGAAGAAGAUGGACAAAUUUGGACCCAAUUUGUCUCCAGUACUCCCGCAACUAGAUUGGAUGUUAUCAACUUACAAGAACAAUUGGACAUGAGAUUACAGCAAAGACAAGCUCGCGAGACUGGAAUUUGUCCAGUACGUCGUGAACUUUAUUCUCAAUGUUUUGAUGAAAUUAUAAGACAAGUAACAGUAAAUUGUGCAGAACGCGGGUUAUUAUUAUUGCGUGUGCGUGAUGAGCUAAAGAUGACGAUGGCUGCUUAUCAAACACUUUAUCAAAGUAGUAUUGCAUUUGGGAUGCGAAAAGCGUUACAGGCAGAAGAAGGUAAAGAAGAUUUAAUUGCAACAGCAGAAGAAUUAAAGCUACAAAAAACAGAACUUGAAAAAACAGUAGCCGAAUUACGACAAAAAUUCGAUCAAGCUGAAAGACGUUCCGCAGAGUUACGUGAAGCUGAAGAAAAAAAACAUAAUGAAGAAAUACAAUUUUUAAAGAAAACUAAUCAGCAAUUAAAGACUCAACUGGAAGGAAUAAUUGCUCCUAAAAAAUAA